Hibiscus syriacus is the source of this 444-nucleotide messenger RNA. Its product is annotated as auxin-repressed 12.5 kDa protein-like. The transcript has 3 exons. The record is from RefSeq and is a predicted model, not a curated record. Lineage: Eukaryota; Viridiplantae; Streptophyta; Magnoliopsida; Malvales; Malvaceae. The coding region runs from base 61 to 381 and encodes 106 amino acids.
ACAAAAUAAAGCCACCCAAAAGCACCAUAAACAUCAUAUAUCAUUCAAGGAGAAACAAAAAUGGUACUGCUAGAGAAGCUGUGGGAUGACGUAGUGGCCGGCCCUCAACCGGAGCGUGGCCUUGGCCGGCUUAGGAAGAUCACCACCACCACUCAGCCCUCGUCGACCAAAGAUGAAGCUUCGAAUCCUGGGACUCCGACGACACCGACGACGCCGGUGUCGGUGCGUAGGGAGAACGUGUGGAGGAGCGUGUUCAACCCGGGUAGCAACCUUGCUACCAAAGGUAUCGGUGCUGAAGUCUUCGACAAGCCUCAACCAAACUCUCCUACUGUUUAUGAUUGGCUUUACAGUGGGGAGACCCGGAGCAAGCACCACCGCUGAAGGCGGCGGGAGAACCUCUAGAAGAAGGUUGCAUUUCACUGAACCGAGUUUAGCAGUAAGAUC